Molecule: messenger RNA, 1521 nt
Organism: Abrus precatorius (Indian licorice)
Lineage: Eukaryota; Viridiplantae; Streptophyta; Magnoliopsida; Fabales; Fabaceae
Product: 5'-3' exonuclease
Exons: 6
Coding region: 145-1248 (367 amino acids)
Biological process (GO): DNA replication, Okazaki fragment processing
Molecular function (GO): 5'-flap endonuclease activity; DNA binding
Source: RefSeq, a predicted model, not a curated record
UCUGUCAAUGCUUAAGGUGCCAAAAUCCCGCUCAGCCACUGCGUACCUAAAAAAAUAAUAUAAAUAAAACCAUUUUUCGAAACAGCGCAUAGCUCACGAGUCGAGCGGAGAGAUGGUAACGACGAAGUGUGCAGUGUAAAAAAGAUGAGAACCUUAGAAAUGAGCGUCUUGGCAGGUACAUACAUACCGCCCCGUUUCCCUUGCAGCUGCAACUCAACCUCUUCAGUAUCCUGCAAAAGUAAAAACCCCGCAACUGCACUAAUCGUACCCAACCCCAAGAAAUCAGAGAAGGUACUGAGUGGGUCAUUCCAUCAAACACAUGGUGCGCAAUCUCUUCCCCCAAAGAUGAAAAGGGUGUUCUUCUUAGACGUUAAUCCGCUCUGCUACGAAGGAAGCAAGCCCAGCUUGCACUCUUUCGCUCGAUGGCUCUCUCUUUUUCUCUCCCAAGUUAGCCUCACCGAUCCUGUCAUUGCUGUUAUUGACGGUGAAAGAGGCAGUGAAUAUCGCAGAAAGUUGCUACCUUCUUAUAAAGCACAUAGAAAAAAAUUCACCAAACAUGUAUCAACUUUGCGAAAAUUUUCAGGCGGUCAUGUCCCAAGGUCUCAUCAAGUUAUCAACGAUGUUCUCGGAAAAUGCAACGUGCCAGUUAUAAAAGUUGAUGGCCAUGAAGCCGAUGAUGUUGUAGCUACACUUGCAGGACAAGUUCUCAAUAAAGGGUUUCGAGUGGUUAUUGCCUCCCCUGAUAAGGAUUUUAAGCAACUUAUAUCUGAAGAUGUGCAAAUGGUUAUGCCGUUGCCAGAGUUACAAAGGUGGUCGUUCUACACCCUCAGGCACUACAGAGAUCAGUAUAAUUGUGACCCACAAUCUGAUCUGAGCCUUAGAUGUAUUGUAGGUGAUGAAGUUGAUGGCGUUCCUGGUAUCCAACAUCUAGUCCCUAGUUUUGGUCGGAAGACUGCUCUAAAACUUAUUAAAAAGCAUGGUUCAUUGGAAACUUUAUUAAAUGCGGCUGCAGUAAGGACUGUGGGUAGACCAUAUGCACAGGAUGCCCUUAAAAAGUAUGCUGAUUACCUACGGAGAAACUAUGAAGUUCUUGCCUUGAAAAGAGAUGUAAAUGUCCAACUUUAUGAGGAGUGGUUGGUUGAGAGAGACAAUCACAAUGAUACAGUUACGCUAUCUACCUUCUUCAGAUAUUUGGAAGAAAGUAAGGAGCUCACUCACAGUACCAGACCUAUCUUUUAUAAUGGUUGAAUCCAUACAGGGAUGUUGUUGGUAUCAUGUUUGGUCACUAUAACAAGGAAGCUUGCUCUAGCUGUCUCAUCAGCAUUCAUACAGUGCAAACAGUGUUGCCCAGUUCUUAGAACCUCCCUCACAACAGGAAAUGGAUAGCAUCGCUAGACUCCAUCAAUAUAAAAUUUCAUAAAUUUAUCUAGUGUAGAAUAUAUUUUUUCCAGGUUUUCUCAAAUAAUUAAGAUUGUAAAAUGACAAUAUAUAUAUAUAAUAGUAAUUUAUUUACAUUUUCAU